Messenger RNA from Panicum virgatum (switchgrass), 1409 nucleotides. RefSeq names its product protein phosphatase PP2A regulatory subunit A-like. Bases 757 to 1182 code for a protein of 141 amino acids. Gene Ontology annotation, cellular component: protein phosphatase type 2A complex; cytoplasm. Gene Ontology annotation, molecular function: protein phosphatase regulator activity. The record is from RefSeq and is a predicted model, not a curated record. Gene Ontology annotation, biological process: protein dephosphorylation. The transcript is spliced from 6 exons. NCBI's taxonomy places the organism in Eukaryota, Viridiplantae, Streptophyta, Magnoliopsida, Poales, Poaceae.
GUUAGAUGUGUUUCCCUCAUCACUUGAUCUGGUUGCGUCAAAUGUUCUUCGCGUCUAGAUCUCCGGGUGUUCUGCCUUGAAAGCCGCCUCCACGUGAGAUCGCCGGCAUACCUCCGCGUCCGACGGCGGCUGCUCUCCCUACAGUCGCACGCACGCCUUCCAUCGCCGCGCGCCCUGAUGUCGCUAAUCAAAAAAUAUUUAUUACUUUUGUUUUGCUUUCUUUCCGUGUAUCUUUAAGUUCGCUGUUCUUUUACCAGCUACAAGUAUGUUGGGUUCCUUGCGUACACUUUUCAAAUUGGAUGAUGAUUGGUGAAUUUUAUUUGUUUGAUCUUUCAGGUUAUUGAAAUUGAUUUGCUGUCUUAAUCAUUGCUACUAGCCAUUGUACAACUUGCAGAGGAUAGGCACCGGAGAGUCUGGCUUGCAACAAUUGAGUACAUCCCAUUGUUGGCAAGUCAGUUAGGUGUGGGGUAUCUUGAUGACAAGUUGGGUGGGGUGCACUCUGCAUGCAAUGGUUGGAAGAUAAGAUUUGUAUUAUUACAGCUAUGGAUGUGCUCGAUAUCAUAACUAUAGUUCCAUGGGGAUUUCUCUUGCAUCUCUACUUAUAUCCCUUAGUGCAUAUACGACAUUGUAAUGUAUUGACUGAUGGUUGGAUCAGUGUGAUUAACUAACAACAAUUUGAAUUUCCAGGUCUUCUCAAUCAGAGAUGUUGCUAACAACUUGAAGCGGCUUGCAGAGGAGUUGGAUCCUUAGUGGGCGAUGCAGCAUAUAAUUCCUCAGUUGCUGGAAAAGAUCAACAACCCGCACUACCGGUAUUGCAUGACAAUUCUGCAAGCUAUCUCAUUGCUGGCCCCUGUAAUGGGUGCAGAAAUCACCUGUCAAAAGCUGCUUCCAGUCAUCAUUAAUUUCUCAAAGGACAUGGUUCCUAACAUCAAGUUCAAUGUUGCAAAAGUACUGCAGUCGCUUAUAUCGAUCCUCGAUCAAUCCGUUGUGGAGAAGACCGUGAGGCCAUGCCUUGGUGAGCUCAGCGAGGAUUCUGAUGUGGAUGUAAGAUACUAUGCAAACCAGGCACUGCAGGUUUCUACCCUGUUGUCAAAGAGGUCUCCAUAUUACGCAAUCGAAUAUGCAAAAGUUUACUGGAUGUAUGUUUGGCACCAAGCUAUGUGCAAAAGAAGGGGAAGAUGAAUUAACCAACAGAUCUUUGAACUGAUGGCAAGCUCUAGCAUCAAUUGGAACACUCACUUAAUAAUCUCAUGGUGUAAUUUUGCAGAUAAAUAAUCGUCAUAUUUCCUUUGGUUUACUGUUUCAGAUAAAGAUGUUCCAUGUUUCUCCUUUUAUUUCAAAUUUUGUCACAAUCUGAUUACAGGGUAAUUGAUGAAAUUUUUGCAAGAAGCUGCUGCAGUUGCUAUCUA